Molecule: messenger RNA, 1347 nt
Organism: Trichomonas vaginalis G3
Lineage: Eukaryota; Parabasalia; Trichomonadida; Trichomonadidae
Product: STKc ROCK NDR like domain-containing protein
Exons: 1
Coding region: 1-1347 (448 amino acids)
Biological process (GO): peptidyl-serine phosphorylation; intracellular signal transduction
Molecular function (GO): protein serine/threonine kinase activity; ATP binding
Source: RefSeq, a predicted model, not a curated record
AUGACUUUUAUUAGACGCUCUGCUAGGGCAAAUGAAAAAAUAGCCUCGUUACCAGUAUCAGAGCCAUCAAAGGAAACUAAAAUUAUGUCAGAGUCAGCGAAAGCUUUUAUAGAAGACAAAUUCACUCAGAUGUUUCAAGAAACUUCAGUUCGUCGAGAUAAAUACAACGCAGUUAUGAAUUCUCCAAAUCUAAAUCAAGAAGAAAAAGAAAAAAUUCUCUCGCAAUAUGCACAAGAAGAAUCAGAUUUUGCAAGGAAAUCGCGUAGUAAGAUUAAAACGUCAAGAUUUGAGCGUAUUAAGUUGAUUGGUAGGGGAGGGUUUGGCGAAGUUUGGCUUGUUAAAGAUAAUGAAGAUCGGAAUUUUUACGCAUUAAAGGUUUUACGUAAGGCUGAUAUUAUUAUGAGCGAACAGAUUCAAAAUGUUCGAACAGAAAGAGAUAUUCUCGCACACUCCGACAAUCCGUGGUUUACUUAUUUGAAUUGCUCCUUCCAGGAUGAGGAAAGAUUAUACCUUGUCCUCGAAUACGUGUGUGGCGGAGACUUAAUGAAUGCUCUUAUUAAAAAAGGUGUUUUCGAUAACGACACAGCAAAAUUUUUCAUCGCUGAGAUGACAUUAGCUGUGCAUUCUGUUCAUGAAUUACACUUUUUACACAGAGACCUCAAGCCAGAUAACGUUUUGAUUACAGAAUCAGGUCAUAUUAAGCUUACUGAUUUUGGUCUUUCAAAGAAUUACCAAGAGAACGAUACACGUUUCCAGAAACUCAAUGAUGAAAUCAUUGAGCUCAUUUCUGGACGUCCUUUAGACAGACCAUUCCAUGAUAGAGGAACAGAAAUAGGAACAUGCUCUUAUACAGCGCCAGAAAUCUUAAUUGGCAAGCCACCAACUACUUUAUCUGAUUUUUGGUCGUUAGGUGUCAUUCUUUACGAAAUGUUAUACGGAUUUGUCCCAUUUAUGGGUCAAACAUCAAGAGAAACAGCUCUUCGUAUCAUAGCAUGGAAGAGAUGUUUAGUAUAUCCACAGAUUGAAGGUCAUCCAGUUUCUCCAUUGGCUGUUGACUUAUUACAACAUCUGUUGUGCGAUCCAGAGGACAGAUAUGGUUUUGAACAGAUUAUUGUCCAUCCUUUCUUCCAAGGAUUCGAUUUCGACAAUCCAUUUUCUAAUUCUCCGCCAAUGGUUCCAGUCAUUAAAUCACCAACAGAUACAUCUCAUUUCGAUGAGAUAGAACCAAGCGAACAACCUUUGGCUGCUUCAAUUCCACUUGCAAAUAUUUCUCAAUUUGCAUUUCUCGGAUUUACAAUUAAACCAAAGUUUAGUCGCAUUAACCGAAGGAUUGCCUCCGUUGACUAG